This is a messenger RNA of Bactrocera tryoni, 4260 nucleotides long. RefSeq names its product hexokinase type 2 (gene Hex-A). Gene Ontology annotation, biological process: intracellular glucose homeostasis; glucose 6-phosphate metabolic process; glycolytic process. The record is from RefSeq and is a predicted model, not a curated record. Bases 1433 to 3187 code for a protein of 584 amino acids. Lineage: Eukaryota; Metazoa; Arthropoda; Insecta; Diptera; Tephritidae. Gene Ontology annotation, molecular function: glucokinase activity; fructokinase activity; mannokinase activity. The transcript has 2 exons. Gene Ontology annotation, cellular component: cytosol; mitochondrion.
AGUGCUUUUUUUAGUAAAGAAAUUUAAUAUUUCAAUAUUUAAUAAAGAAAGCAGUAAGGUUGAAAUAAUUGAAGGGAUAAUAAAAUUAUUUGUAAUUAAUCUGGUUUAUAUGAAAGUCCUUCAGCAAGUAAGGUUAUUGGAAAAGCAGAUUAUUAUAACUGCAGCGUUUUUAAAUCGAGUUGACAAAAACGUACAUAAAGAGACAUUACACAAAUAUACAUAAGUGCAGAUAAUAGUCAUCGACGGAAUACGCAAAUAUUGGCAUUGAUUAUUGGAACAGCAAUCUGAAAUAUUGCGUGGUAAUAAGCAGAAAUUACUCGCAUGUGUGCAUCCUGUCAACAACCAUAAUUGAUUUAUUUAGUUUAAUACGCGCUAGUGAUCAACUCGCUUGACUUUCAACUACCGAUAAGGCAAAUAAAAUCAAGUGAAAUUACACAAUUCUCCAAUAAGUAUAGAUACAAUCAAUUAUAUACAUGUUAUUGUAUAUAUAGUUGCUGUGCAAAUUUAAAAGUUCCUUCAAACUCAACAACGGAGCCGCCGCUACGAGCUGUGAGCUGUGAAAACGAAACUGAAACGGUUAUUCAACCAACAAACUGAAUUGAUUCCGAGGCGAACGCUUAAAGACGACGGUUGGUCGAGCGGGAAAUUGAAAAUAUAAUACAAAUCGUACAAUUCAAAAAGUCUAAGGAAAUAAUUCUGUAAAGAAUACACUACUUUGAGUUUAAGACAUUUUUGUAAAAGUCAACAUCACUAACGGUGAUAAUUAAGCAUUGCAUUAGUUUUUGCAAUAACAACAACAACGUGCAUUUAACAUUGAAACGACGAAGUUGAAAUUUGUGAUUCGUGCAUUUUUUGGUUGUGUUCAAUUUGUUUCUGCAUUUUCAUGAGUGCAAAGUCAAAGACUGCAUUUUGAGCAAAACAAAAGUCAACAAAACAUACGACAUACUAGCAAAGUGUUACGAAAAUAACCGAAACUACUUGUGCAUUCAACAACAACAAAAAUUCACACAAAGAAUUGCAACAGCAAGCAGAAUAAGUGCAGAGUGCAAGCAGAGAAUAGAAAGUAGAAAGCUUUGAAAAAAAACUCUUGCAGCCAAGGAGAUAAACAAGAGGCAGGAACAAUAGCACAAUCAUAUUGUAAAAAAAAUCGCUAAUAAAGUGUAUAUAGCUUACUCAAUUCAAACCUACGCACACACACCCCACAGUACUGCGCAGGUCUUUGUAAAAAACAAAAAAAACAACAACUAAAACUAAAACAAAAAAAAUAUAUUUCAAAGUCACAUAAAGCUUUGAGAGCAUCUAAGUAAAACGUAUUUGUGCGAAAAAGCAUACAUACCUACAAUUUGCAUUGAACUAAUCGCGGAAGCGAACGAAUUGUGAAAAAACCAACACUAGAUACCUCGUAGUGCAAAAGCUAAGCAAAUCGACAGAGAUGGAGAAAGAUUUGAAUGGUGCAAUGCAGAGCCUUGCUAUUAAUAGCAGUGGCAGCGCUAUUGUCAAUGGUUGUUGUCGCGGCACCGACGGCGACGUUAACGGUAAGCUUUCGUGCCACAGUCAGCAACAACAAUUUGACGAUUGCAGCAAGCUGAGCAACAACCAAAACAGCGGUCAUUGCGGCGCAUGCAAGUGUGACGAUAGUACACAGUCAGCGGACGAGACAGAUAACGUACGCGUUGCUAACGGCGCAGUUGGCGGCGUAGCCAAUGUUACAUCCAGUUUCGCGUACAAAUCGGCAUCUGCGCAGCAGCUACAGCAACUUCAGCAGCAGCAACAGCAGCAAGCACAGCCACAAACACCACCGCCACCAUACGCUAACGCUAGUGCCGCGGAAAAACACAAAAUGGUUCACGAGUUAUGUCAGCAAUUAAUAUUAACGGACGAACAGAUCAAGGAAUUAAAUUAUCGCAUCCUGCAUGAGAUCAAGCGUGGCCUCAACAAGGAUACACAUCCCAAAGCCGAUGUCAAGUGCUGGGUAACGUAUGUACAAGAUUUGCCAAAUGGCAAUGAACGUGGCAAAUUCCUUGCCCUCGACCUUGGCGGCACCAACUUCCGUGUGCUGCUCAUCCAUCUGAAGGAGGAGCAUGAUUUCCAAAUGGAAUCACGCAUUUACGCUAUACCACAACACAUCAUGAUCGGUACCGGUCAGCAGUUGUUCGAUCACAUCGCUGAAUGUUUGGCCAGUUUCAUGUCGGAACAUAAUGUGUAUAAGGAGCGCUUGCCAUUGGGUUUCACCUUCUCCUUCCCACUGCAACAGCUGGGUCUGACCAGAGGUCAUUUGUCCACAUGGACGAAGGGUUUCAAUUGCUCCGGUGUAGUUGGUGAAGAUGUUGUGCAACUAUUGAAGGACGCCAUUGCGAGACGUGGUGAUGUACAAAUUGAAAUUUGUGCUAUUCUAAACGAUACCACUGGUACAUUAAUGUCGUGCGCCUGGAAGAAUCAUAAUUGCAAAAUUGGUUUGAUUGUUGGUACCGGUUCCAAUGCUUGCUAUGUGGAGCGUGUCGAAGAAUGUGAAUUGUUCGAAGGCGCAUCUAAUGGCAAAUCACAUAUGCUCAUUAAUACAGAGUGGGGCGCAUUGGGUGAUAACGGUAUGUUGAACUUCCUGCGCACCGAAUUCGAUGAUGAAAUCGACAGACACUCCAUCAAUCCGGGCAAACAACUGUUUGAGAAAAUGAUUUCUGGCAUGUACAUGGGCGAAUUGGUACGUUUGGUGAUAGUUAAGCUGGUCAAAGCAGGUGUACUCUUCAAGGGUCAAGAUUCAGAUGUGUUGAUGACACGCGGCCAAUUCUUCACGAAAUAUGUUUCAGAAAUCGAAGCUGAUGAACCAGACAAUUUCACCAACUGCCGCAUGGUGUUGGACGAAUUGGGCUUGAACGACGCCACCGAUGAGGAUUGCGCCAAUGUCCGUUAUGUCUGCGAAUGUGUCUCAAAGCGUGCUGCGCAUUUGGUAUCUUGCGGUAUUGCGACGCUUAUCAACAAAAUGGACGAAAAACAGGUGACAGUCGGUGUUGACGGUAGCGUAUAUCGUUUCCAUCCGAAAUUCCACACGCUGAUGGUGGAGAAAAUCACAGAACUGAUAAAGCCAGACAUUAGCUUCGACCUGAUGCUGUCCGAAGACGGUUCCGGACGUGGUGCGGCGCUGGUUGCGGCGGUAGCGUGUCGGGAGGACAAUGUCGUCAAAGCGAAGUAAAAGCAAUAGUCCAUUACAAAAAGGAGUUUUAGUAUAGUAUGUGAGUAAGCCGAUUUAGUAAUGAAAGCGAGCGCAAGCUACCAGUGCCCCUCUCCCUCCUAAGCAAAACAUAAAUAUGUAGGUGAAUUAAGCUAACGCUAACACGCCAACAAAACAACAACAGUAAUGUUAAUUCAUAUGAAUGUGACAACCGUCACACAAUUCAAAAAGUAGUAGUAGUGAUGUAAAAACAACAGCAACACAAAACAUUUAAAGCAAAAACAAAGAAAAAACUACGAUGCAGCAGCAAUCACAUGACAUGACGUUUUACGCGCAAACUCAGUGGUGAAAGCAACAAAGUGAUAGAUAUAUAUUAUUAAAACAGGAUACAAAGGAUGGCGAGUAGAUGUGCUGUGCGAUAUACAUAUGUAUAUUAUAUAAUAAUAGUGCAGAGCAACGUGUGAGAGAUGGGGAAGGCCACACGGCAGCCCUCCAAAGCAUGCAGUGAGUGAUGUGACGAGUAUUGCCGCAAAAGUUGUACAGAUAAAUAGGCAGUAGUAGCAGCAACAACAACUUCAGCAAACAGUUGUCACUAGCUAUGUAUAUUUGUUGAUUUUUUUAGUGAUAAAAAUAAAUUAAAAUUAUUUUAACUAUUACAUAAUGUAGAGAAAUAAUUAUACAAAUUUGCACUAUUUUUUGUUUAAGAAAUUCGUUAACUUAUUCCUAUAGCAAAGCGAAAGCGAAUACGAAUUUUAAACAUUGUAAGAUUUGGCACAAAAACGUAUUUUUUAUUUAGUUUUAUGUUGCCUUAGCACCUUUUUAGACUAUUUAGUUGGUUAAAAUUAGCAGCAAAAGACAACUGCGUAAAACUGCUUUAAGGAAAAUAUGUAUGUACGUUCAAGUAGAUUUCGAAAAAAAAAAACAAACAAGAACACAAAUGAAUUAUAUACAUUUUAAAACUUGUGCAAAGCGUAGACAUUAAAAUAAAUAAUAUAAAUACAAAAACGUUUAGUUAAUGCCGUUUUACUUUGUAGCAAAGAGAAUCUAAAAAUAUAAACAAAGAAUUGAGUUAAAUAACAAAAAUUAAACAAAAA